GACUAUGCCGAUCCCCAGCUCGGCCAACUUGCCACCUCUGAAGGACAUCGUCUACACGGAGUCAACGGACCCUCCUAUCGAGACCAAAGAGAGCGAUGCUCUUCCUUUGAUUAGUGCCAAGCCAUCUUUGCAGAAUGUGCAGAUCAAUCCGAUCGCGCUGAGCAAGAGCGCGUCGGCGCUGGAUGAGGAUGAUGAUGUGCGGUUUGUCAACUUCGAGGACUGCGAGUGGGACUUCUACCUGCACUACCAGGAUGCUGGUGCCCAAGCAGCGGAAGUGCUGAAGGAGGCCCUCCCGGAACGGUUCAUCAACACGCAAGUAUGGUUCGACAAGGAGCAGGAUGACACCGCUUCUGGCUGUACGCAUGGCAUUUCCUUCUCCAGGAAUGUGGUCUCCUUCCUGACCCAGGGCUCCACAGAGUCUCCUCAGUGGCAGCGUGACAUGCGCACCGCGCUGAGAGCCCACAAGAACAUCAUCUUGCUGGGCGAAACGGAUGAGCAGAAGGGCAAGCCGGUCAUCGACCAGCUCAUCGCGCGCUGUCCGGAGGAUCUGCAGCCCAUCUUCAAUGACAAUGUCAUUAUUCCGUACUUCGCGGACACAGACUUUAUGGCAGUUACCUUUGACAAGAUGGCGCGGGUGUUGGCAGAGGAGGAACACACAGUGCAAGACACCACUUCCUCCAGAAACAAGGGACAUGAGCUGAGGUAUGCUCAGCACGAAGCAGAAGCAGACUCCGUCGUGUUCCCCCGCGUGUUCGUGCUGUAUGCGGCAGCUGUCGGUAUGGGUCUGCCAGGUUCCAAGCGACCGAUCCGUCGCUAUGCGACGGUGGUGAAGUGGUUGCUGUUCGUCUGCUUUGCACUGGACAUCUUGCGGUUCUUCUUGCCCGAAGGGCCCGCCUUUUUGGAUCAUUUGGCGGUGGCCCAGCUCGUCGCAAUGUACCCUUUGGUCCUGUUCAUGGGUACACAGCUGCAGAAGCUACUCCGGAUGUCUAUCAUUGACGAGUUCCUGGAAAACUACAUCAACGCCCCCUCCGAC
Molecule: messenger RNA, 1033 nt
Organism: Symbiodinium sp. CCMP2456
Lineage: Eukaryota; Dinophyceae; Suessiales; Symbiodiniaceae
Source: the annotation of a GenBank genome assembly